Molecule: messenger RNA, 1641 nt
Organism: Aspergillus ibericus CBS 121593
Lineage: Eukaryota; Fungi; Ascomycota; Eurotiomycetes; Eurotiales; Aspergillaceae
Product: MCT family MFS transporter
Exons: 2
Coding region: 117-1424 (435 amino acids)
Biological process (GO): transmembrane transport
Cellular component (GO): fungal-type vacuole membrane
Molecular function (GO): transmembrane transporter activity
Source: RefSeq, a predicted model, not a curated record
GAGUGCUGUACCACGGGUUUGUCUGGAUCGCUGUCUGUUUCGCCCUCCAGCCCAUCCCUUCUCUGCUAUCCACUCCAAGAAGGCCGUGUGUCUGCUCGUUCAUAACCGGGGUGGAAAUGGGGACCAAUGCUGAUGUCGAAGAGAAGGCCGUUGCGGGAUCUCUCGCUGCAAACAACCAUGACGGCAACGGACUUGCUACUCCGCUGGAGGAGAAAGCCCCAGAACCGACCUUCGAUACCGGCUUCUCGUCAUGGAUCCAAGUGCUAGGCUCUUUCUUCCUGUUUUUCAACUCAUGGGGUGUCAUCAACACCUGGGGUGCUUAUCAAACAUAUUAUGAACAGAACUUGUUGUCUCACAUGUCUUCUUCCUCCAUUGCCUGGAUUGGCUCGCUUCAGGCCUUUUUACUGAUGCUCUUUGGGGUGGUCACGGGUCCUCUCUUCGAUGCGGGUUACUUCCGCCAACUGCUCACCUUCGGGACCAUCGUGCUUCCCUUCGCGUUGAUGAUGGUCAGCCUUUCUACCAAGUUCUGGCAGUUGAUCCUGGCCCAAGGCAUCUGCAUUGGCCUCGCUGCCGGAUGCCUUUUCGUCCCAUCGGUUGCCAUCCUGCCCCAGUAUUUCAAGAAGAAGCGAGGUCUGGCCAACGGCCUCGCCGCCUCGGGGAGCAGUAUCGGAGGUGUAGUCUAUCCGAUCAUGUUUGACCAGCUACAGCAGCGGGUAGGUUUCCCCUGGGCGACUCGAGCAAUCGGGUUUCUGUGUUUUGGAACCUGCUGCAUCUCCUACAGCAUCAUGCGUAUGCGAUUUCAACCGACGGAAAAGCGCAAGCUACUCCAGCUGUCUGCCUUCAAGGAGCCACACUUUGUGAUGUUCUCGAUUGGGAUGUUCCUGGGUUUCCUGGGCUUCUACAACUUCCUCUUUUACAUCCAAUCCUACGCCAUUGACACCGGUAUUGUCGGCUCCACCCUGGGAUUCUACCUGCUGUCGAUGCUGAACGCGGGGUCCACCAUUGGGCGUAUCUGCCCUAACUUCAUCGCGGAUCACACGGGGCCACUGAACGUGCUCACUCCUGCGGCUACUGCUACUGCCAUUCUUGCCUUUGCUUGGAUCGGGGUUCACAACGCGCCAGGCGUUAUCGUUCUGUCUGUGCUGUAUGGUCUCUGCUCUGGGGGGUUCGUUUCACUUCCACCUGUGGUGAUGGUCACUCUGACCAAGGAUAUUCGUGACCUUGGUACGCGUCUCGGCAUGGUCUUUGCGAUCACCUCAGUGGGACUGCUGAUUGGGACCCCCAUUGGCGGCGCAAUCCUGGCCGACACAGGGAGCUACCUUGGCGUGCAGCUCUUCACGGCCUGCUGUCUCAUCUCAUCCGCAUCCAUCUUUGCAGCCCUGAGACUGUCUCGUUCCGGAAUGAGACUUAUUGCAAGAGUGUAAAGCGCUUCUAAGCUGCAUGAAACACCACAUGAGGGUAGUGGAAGGACAACGUUACUGGAGACUUCUACUACUACUACUCUUACGCCACGAGGAUUGACAGGCCUCGAGCAGAACCGACCACCAAGGUGGUGCAUGUUCAUUCGACAACUUGCAUUUGCAUCAUGGAAAACCGGUGUUCUGGGACAACAAAAGCUUUGAUUAUUUGACAUGGCAACGG